AUGCACGCCCCCCGGCUCCCCUUCCUCCUCCUGCACGUCUGGAGGGCCCUGCUCCUGGCCGGCGCCGCCACGGUAGCCUCGGUGCCCCUGCAUACGCGCGGGCAGCCCUCGUCGCCGUCCCCUCUGGCGUAUAUGCUGAGCCUCUACCGCGACCCGCCGCAGGCGGACAUCAUCCGCAGCCUGCAGGCGCAAGUUCCCCACUCAGAUGUGGAGGUGCAUGGGCAGAACUGGACCUUUGCUUUUGACUUCUCCUUCCUGAGCCAAAAGGAGGACCUGGAGUGGGCCGAGCUCCGGCUGCAGCUGGCCAGCCCAGCGGACCUUCCCCCUGGCGUCCCACUCUCCAUCGAGAUUUUCCACCAGCCAAAGCUGGAGGCCGAUCGGGACCCAGCCGGCUGCCCAGAACGUCUUCGGCUGGAACUGUUGACUGUUUCUCUGUCCCAGGUUACCUUUUCUUCUGGCAGCAUGGUCCUGGAGGUGACCAGGCCACUCUCCAAGUGGCUGAAGCACCCUGGGAAGCUGGGGGAGCAGAUGUCCAGUUUGGCCAGAGAAUGCUGGCCGCGGCCUCCCACACCGCCUGCCGCCAAUGUGCUCCUCCUGCUCUACUCCAACCUCCCUCCUGAGCAGAGGAGGCUGGGUGGCUCCACCUUGCUGUGGGAAGCUGAGAGCUCCUGGCGGGCCCAGGAGGGACAGCUCUUCCAGGAAAAGGGCAGGAGGCACCCGAGACAUCACUUGCCGGACAGAAGCCAACUGUGUCGGAAGGUCAAGUUCCAGGUGGACUUCAACCUGAUUGGAUGGGGCGCCUGGAUCAUCUACCCCAAGCAGUACAAUGCCUAUCGCUGUGAGGGCGAGUGUCCUAACCCUGUGGGGGAGGAGUUCCAUCCCACCAACCACGCAUACAUCCAGAGUCUGCUGAAACGGUACCAGCCCCACCGCGUCCCUUCCACCUGCUGUGCCCCUGUGAAGACCAGGCCCUUGAGCAUGCUGUAUGUGGACAAUGGCAGAGUCCUUCUAGACCAUCAUAAGGACAUGAUUGUGGAAGAGUGUGGGUGCCUUUGAGGUGCUGGAGGGGCGCUGGAUUUGCCUGUUCCCGGAAGGCUGGGAGGCUCCUGGAAGACAUGACCAUCCGAUCCAAUGCGGAAGAAAUAAAUGGAAGGCUGCACUGUCCACCAGGCGAGAGGAGGAGGCUGUCCGCCCUGCAAACGCGGGCCCUCGAGGCUGGCUAAACAGAGGCGGUCAGGAGAGGGAGGGGGAGCCUGUGAAGCAGCCUGGCUGGGUUUUCCCUUCACUGGACAGACAGUGGCGAGUGAAAGCACUAAUGAAGAGACCUUACCUGCCUUUUUAAACCUGUGCACUCCCGGAAAUCGUAUGCGAAAGUUGGGGCACAUACGUGUUUUUGAGGUGGGACAAGGUUGUCUAUAACUUUUAUGUAUUCUCGAAAGUGGUCUUUGCCACCCCCACCCCCAAGAUUAAGCAUCACUGAGUCAAUUGGCUCCGGGUGCCUCAGGCUGGGUGAGGGGCCCACGUCUUUCCGGCUGGCCAGGAGCCAUCUGUUGGCCUUGUCCAGGCUUCCUGAAGUGGAUCUCUGCUAAUGAGUUGUACAGUCAUAAAGCCACUGUAUAGUCCUUCUAGGCCUGCUGGUGCCUCUGAAGGGAGAGGCAGGAACUCGUCCCAGAGAACUAGCCACUUUGGACUACAGCAGCUGGGGCCCUCAGACACCCCCCACCCCCGAGUCUAUUAAAGUUGGUGACAGUUCACUUCCGUCUCUUAAUGCGUGCUAUCAAUGCGGCCCUGAGCUUCCUAUCCAUAGGGGUGAAGGCCCUGCCCAGGGUGGCAGAUUUGGGCUGUGGUCACAGCUCAGCCACUGAGCAGCUGUGUGACCCUUGUCCCUCAAGUGAAUAAUUCACUACUCAGCCUCAUCCUGUGACAUGAAAGCAGGUGGAUCCUAGUGCAUUCCUGUGAAAUGUCUGUUGGAAGGCUCCAGAGCUGUAAGUCAGGCUUUAUCCCAUCUCCCUACAAAGCCGGCUAAGCCAGGCCCUGCCAUCCCGUUAUCUGUCCUUUAUCAGCUUUUGCUGCCCAGGGUUCUAAGAUUGCCUUAACUUCAGGUUUCUCACAGCAGCACAGCAAAAGGAACAUAGCUUUCUCGUAGGGAGCUCUCCCACCAAACACAAGUCUGCCUUCUGGAUGAAAAGACCCCAAAGGCAGCAAUUCUG
This is a messenger RNA of Myotis lucifugus (little brown bat), 2210 nucleotides long. It is a transcript of the gene NODAL, whose product is annotated as nodal growth differentiation factor. The record is from RefSeq and is a predicted model, not a curated record. Bases 1 to 1056 code for a protein of 351 amino acids. Gene Ontology annotation, cellular component: extracellular region. Gene Ontology annotation, biological process: SMAD protein signal transduction; BMP signaling pathway. Gene Ontology annotation, molecular function: type I activin receptor binding; cytokine activity; growth factor activity. Lineage: Eukaryota; Metazoa; Chordata; Mammalia; Chiroptera; Vespertilionidae. The transcript is spliced from 3 exons.